ACAGUUUUAUUCGGCAGCCAAACAGGAACAGCUCAAGAUGUCGCCGAAGAUAUAUGGCGAGACUCCAAAAGAUUUUAUUUCAAAGGCUCAGUGUCUUCGAUGGAAGAUUAUCCCAUACAAAACUUAAUUAACGAAGAUAUUGUAAUAUUUGUUUGUUCUACAACUGGACAAGGAGAUGAACCGGAUAAUAUGAAGACUUUCUGGAAAUUCCUGUUGAAGAAAAGUCUGCCUGCAAAUUCUUUGAGCAAUAUCAAGUAUGCAGUUUUGGGUUUGGGAGACUCUAGUUAUGUUAAAUUCAAUUUUGUUGCUAAGAAAUUGAAUCGGAGACUUGCACAAUUGGGAGGGGAAUGCUUGAUACCUAUAGGUUUAGCCGACGAUCAACACGAUUUAGGCCCAAGUGCAAUUGUAGGGCCUUGGAUAACACAAUUAUGGGCCAAACUUGAAAAAAUCUAUCCGUCACCUAUGGAGCCCUUAUCUGUAACACCUAGACCUUUUCGAUGGAAGAUUAAGAUAAAAGAUACUUUAGAUACAUUCAAGAUAACUGAAGAUAUAUUUUACAAAAACGUUGAUAAUAAGCAUGACCAAUUUGUUAAAUCCUCUGUCCAGGAUAAUAAAAGAACGACUUCACAAGAUCAUUUCCAAGAUGUUAGACUUAUAAGUUUUGCUAAUGAAAGUCUUCAACAUGAUUUGGGGGAUGUGGUUUAUGUGAGGCCCCAAAAUGAUCCUGAAAAAGUUGAACAUUUGUUUAAAUUAUUUGAGGAAAAUAAUUUAAAUCUUACAAGGGAUACGGUUGUUGAAGUUUUGAGCAUUGAUGAUGAACUUCCAGUACCUUCCUACCUAAAAAAUCCCUUAUCUCUUCUAACAUUGGCGACUCACGUUUGGGACUUAUCAGCAAGGCCAAGGGCGAGGGCCUUUCAACAACUCUCUUAUGGAUUUAACAAGUCUUCAGACAAUACCAACAGUCAAUCGAAUGGUCUUGAAAAUGAUAAUCUUACAAAGGACGAAAUUUUGGAACGCGAUAAGCUGAUAGAAUUAUCACAACCUGAAGGGCUUCAAGAUUUGUAUGACUAUGUGCAUCGGCCUAAAAGAAGUGUUUUAGAGGUUUUGCAUGAUUUUCCACAUGCUGCCAGCAAACUAACAUUACAAACCAUGUUCGAAAUUUUCGAGACAAUAAAACCAAGGGCUUUUUCGAUUGCUUCAAGACCUGGUUCGGAAACUUUGGACAUUUUGGUUGCUGUAGUCGAAUACAGAACUAUUUUAAAAUCUCCACGAAAAGGUUUGUGUUCAAAUUGGCUUGCUUCUCUAAAAAAAGGCGACAAAGUUUGGCUUUGGUGCAAAAAAGGGACGAUGAAGUUUCCAAAAGAACUUGAAACUCCGUUAAUAAUGGUUGGACCAGGUACAGGUUUGGCACCGUUCAGAAGUGUUCUACUGUGGAGAGAACAUGAAAUUUUGCAAAAAUUUACUUCUGACUGUGAUAAGGGAAUGAAAAAUAUUUCUACCAGUUUAUUAUUUUUUGGGUGUCGAAAUAAAGAUAAAGACUUUCAUUGUAGGGAUGAUCUGGAGAGAUUGCAUAAUAAGGAUAUCAUACGGUUAGUUUGUGCUUUUUCGAGGGACCAAGAAGAUAAAAUAUAUGUGCAGCAUCUAAUAGAGAAAAACAAGGAGCUGGUAAGAAAUUUACUAAACAAUAACGCUCACGUUUUCGUAUCUGGCAACUCUAAAAAUAUGCCUGAGGCUGUAAAAGAAUCCUUUCAAAAUGUUUACGGAGAGGAUGAUUUAGAAGAAUUGAUUAAAUGUGGAAGGUAUCAAGUUGAAACUUGGAGUUAGAGGCAAUUGGUAGAUGGUAGACUUAUUUUUGUAAUUUUUUUUAUUUAUGGCUGCUGAUGCCUGCUCAUAA
Molecule: messenger RNA, 1894 nt
Organism: Ctenocephalides felis (cat flea)
Lineage: Eukaryota; Metazoa; Arthropoda; Insecta; Siphonaptera; Pulicidae
Product: NADPH-dependent diflavin oxidoreductase 1
Exons: 9
Coding region: 100-1824 (574 amino acids)
Cellular component (GO): cytosol
Molecular function (GO): flavin adenine dinucleotide binding; oxidoreductase activity; FMN binding
Source: RefSeq, a predicted model, not a curated record